AUGACUAGCGCCGUGUCUUCCGUCCUUCUCCUCUCUCUUGGUCUUGUUGCUUCUACUCAUGCUGCCGAUUAUGAUUGCCGACCAGGCCAAAAAUGUUGGCCAUCCUUGAGUGAAUGGAGGCAAUUAAAUACCAGUGUCGCUGGUAACCUUUUCGAAACCAUCCCAAUCGCCGCUUCUUGUUACAAGAACUCUGGACACUAUGAUGCAAAGGCCUGUGAGGCUGUUGAAGAUUACUAUGGUGAUAGUAUUCUUCGUGGAGAGCAUUUUGGGCAGACAUACUGGUUGAACUGGGAGACUUGUCAUGCCUCUGGUUGCACACUUCUGGAGUCUGACCCAAGUGAGCUCAUGUACGCCAAUUGUUCUAUCGGUGGCUUGGCUUCGUACUAUGUUGACGUUCAUGAGCCAUCGCACAUUGCCGCCACUCUCAAAUUUGCAACCGCCCACAACAUUCGCAUCAGUGUGAAGAAUACCGGUCACGACUUCUAUGGACGGUCUUCUGUGCCGAAUACUCUCGCCAUCUGGACCAAGAACCUCGACAACCUCACUUUCUACUCCAACUUUACCGCUCAUGAUUGCCCCGCAUCUAACAGCCAAAAUGUUGGAGAGCUUGGUGCUGGAGUUGUUGCACAGGAUGCAUACCGUUUCUUUAAUGGCCAUGGCAUGGAUGUCAUGGGAGGAUAUGAGGAGUCUGUUGGUCUUGCUGGUGGAUUUGCACAGGGAGGAGGCGUCGGUUCAUUCACCACGACAUAUGGUCUCAUGGCCGACAACGCCGUGGAGUUCGAAGUCAUCACUGCCGAUGGAGAGUUGCGCAUUAUAAACCAGUGCAAUGAUCCCGACCUGUUCUGGGCCAUGCGUGGUGGUGGAGGUGGUACAUACGCAAUCCUUACCAAGUAUCGCGUUCAGCUUUUCCCAUCGCUGCCGAUCCACACCUACACGUUCACGGCAAACAUCACCAAUGCUACAGCUCACACGAAUGCGACAACGAACCUUGCUCUCCGUGAAAUCCUCACAGAGCACGCCAAGAGUCAGAUCGGUUGGUCUGCUCAGCUCAUUACUGGUCAGAUUGAAUACUUUCCUGAGAAAGUUGCCAUCAGCUUGGUCCUGGUCUAUGGUGACAAUGGAUCGAAGUUGAAGUCAGCUACGACGAAGUUUGCCCAGUUUCUCGGCAAUCGCACAGACCUUUCCGUAUCAAAGAACGGAUACAAUUCAUACACAAACUACGCCGAGUACCUGUCUGUAACUGCUGCCGAUGCCAAAGUUACCGAGCCAUCCGGGAUAUACUCUCUUUUGUCUUCGCGAUUGAUCCCUACCACUGUAUUUGCGGAGCCAAAGACUCUCGACGCCUUGGUAGAAGGUGUCUUGCAAGGAAUCACUGAAGCCAGAAGUCUUCUGAAUCUCACGGGUACACAGAUCGUCUGCGAGACUCCUGUUAGCAAUUCAAAUGCCGACGAAUCAUCGGCCGUUAAUCCAGCUUGGCGUGAUGCCCUGUGGCAUGUUAUUCACGUUGGUGAAUGGCUAGAGCCCCUGGAGGAUAGUGUACUGAGAUCAACUGCCGAUGGGAUCUUGCACACGGUGGAUCCUUUGAAGGAGUUGAGCCCAGGUGGUGGAGCUUAUUUCAAUGAAGCCAGCUACCUGGAGCCUGACUGGGAGCAGACAUAUUUCGGUUCAUUCUAUGACAGACUUUUGGAUGUGAAGAACCGAUAUGAUCCUACUCACAUAUUUGAUUGUUGGAAGUGUGUUGGAUGGAGAGGAGAGGCUGAGUGA
This is a messenger RNA of Penicillium verhagenii, 1764 nucleotides long. Its product is annotated as FAD binding domain-containing protein. Gene Ontology annotation, molecular function: oxidoreductase activity; FAD binding. The coding region runs from base 1 to 1764 and encodes 587 amino acids. The transcript has a single exon. The record is from RefSeq and is a predicted model, not a curated record. NCBI's taxonomy places the organism in Eukaryota, Fungi, Ascomycota, Eurotiomycetes, Eurotiales, Aspergillaceae.